Messenger RNA from Spathaspora passalidarum NRRL Y-27907, 1392 nucleotides. RefSeq names its product mRNA-processing endoribonuclease. The record is from RefSeq and is a predicted model, not a curated record. The transcript has a single exon. Gene Ontology annotation, cellular component: nucleus. NCBI's taxonomy places the organism in Eukaryota, Fungi, Ascomycota, Pichiomycetes, Serinales, Debaryomycetaceae. The coding region runs from base 1 to 1392 and encodes 463 amino acids.
AUGCUGCUGCUGCUGCUGCUGUUACCUCUGAGAUACGCCCCUGAAGGUUUAUCUGAAGAAGACCAGCAUCGUGUGAUCACACUGGGACACGCACGAAGGUCUAAACCGAUAGAAUAUACUAUCAAAACUAUUGAAUCGAAGAUCCAUGAUGCACUAACUAAUCAAACUUAUCAGAACAACACGGUGGAUGGAGACAUUGAAAUGGUUCCUAUGGAUGAUGCCGAGGUGGACGUGAUAUCGUCGUACGUCAGCUACAGUAGGGAUUCAGGAAAUUUGCAAGUGAAUAGUGGCGAUGAAAUGUAUGACGAUAUUAUGAUGGUGGAGAAACCGGAAGAAACCCAUGCAAAUGGCAACUUGUCUAUGCUUGUGGUGGAUACCAAUUUCAUACUUAGUCAUUUGAAAGUUGUCGAUGAGUUAAAGGGGUUGGCCAGGGAGUUUGGGUUGCGGAUUGUGAUUCCGGUUAUGGUGAUGCGAGAAUUGGACGGGUUAAAGAAUUCUUCACGACUAGUGGAUGAUGAUUCUCCUGAGAGAUUGCUGGGAGUGAGUGUAGGUCAUUUGGCCAGAUGGGCGAAUGAUUGGAUAUAUAAUUCGUUGGCUAAUAACAGCAGUGUAGUCAUUGGCCAGAAGCUUGGACAAAGGUUGGAUAAAAAUGCGAUUCAAGACGAUGCUAUUCUUGAUUGUUGUUUGUACUUCAAACAGCGGGCCAAUUUGGUGGUGUUACUUUCUAAUGAUAAGAAUUUGUGUAAUAAGGCAUUGACUAACGAUGUCUUGACUGUCACUUUUAAAACGGGCAUGUCUGCAAAACUUAUAGCCAAGGUAAUUUAUGAUGAGAAUGUUAACCAGUUUGGCAAGUUGGCACCAAUGGAAAUAGAGCAUGUUCCAUCUUUGAAGCAUAAACACAAGGAAGCACUGGCCGAACCUUCAAGGGAAUGGGUGCAGUCCACUCAAGAAGUCCAAGCAUUUCGUUCAUUCGCAGAAGUUGCCGAGAAAGUGUAUAGUGAGAUUCAAAUGAUUUUACUUUCAGCUAUCCAUCAUUGUAUGGAAGUAGAAUAUGGGGAAGAUCUUGAUUUGUUGCGAGAUUACACUAAAGAAUCAAUUGUAACUAUCCAGGACUGUUCACAGGUGUUGAUAAGAUUUUGGUUUACUGUGUUUGAUCAGUAUUUCCGAGCUAGUCCGGCCAAGUUUGUUCCAUUUCAGGAAACAGGAACGGGUCGGAAACUGGUGAAACAUCCCUUGUAUGUGGAUAUACCCACCACACCAGCAGAGCUAGUUGAGUUUAUUGAGUUUUGGACCACGGCAUUACAGAUCAUAUAUGAUGGAGUCAUGGAUGAAACUCAGCAAAUGGCACUUGAGCAUUUAAUUAAAAGAUGGCAUAAAAUGGCUGAUUUAUAG